Molecule: messenger RNA, 6445 nt
Organism: Phasianus colchicus (ring-necked pheasant)
Lineage: Eukaryota; Metazoa; Chordata; Aves; Galliformes; Phasianidae
Gene: DPP7
Product: dipeptidyl peptidase 7
Biological process (GO): proteolysis
Cellular component (GO): vesicle
Molecular function (GO): dipeptidyl-peptidase activity; serine-type exopeptidase activity
Source: RefSeq, a predicted model, not a curated record
ACCAGAUUAUUUAUUUUUCUUUUCAUGUAUCAGAAAGCUCUGGCUUUUUGUUCCACCCACAAGCAAGAACUUUCAUUUCUGAAGAUGCUUUUUGACUGGGACUGAGUUACACAAAUGGCAUCACUGAAGAAACCUUCCACUCAGCCGAGACAAUUUCGUCCCUCAGCAUCUCUGGAUGUUCCCACAAUCUUCAUAACGGCCUGUAAGGAUAACAAUUACUUUCCUCUUCUUUUAGAGCCCUGAACCUCAACGGUCCGCUCCAGCUCUGGCUUCACCCUGCACCGCCCACACCGGCUCCUCACUCGCGCAUGGGCGGCGAUCGCCGGAAAAGAGACCCCGGGAGAUGCCCCGGUGGACAACAUGGCGGCGCCUCGGUAGGCAUGGCGUCCGCGCGGUCACGUGAGGAAAGAGGUGUUGUCACGUGCUGCCGCCGGAGUCACGUGCUCAGCCGCCGGUGGUCUCCAUGCGGGCGGUCAGGUCCGUGUGCGGAGCAGAGCGGAACGCCGCUAUGGAAACGUGCUCACCUCUGCUGCUCCUCUUCCUCCUCGCGCUUCUGCCGCCGGGCCGCGGCGCGCCCGCCGCUCGGCCGGCGGGACCCGGCCUGGAGGAGCGGCUCUUCCCGCAGGUGCGGGACCACUUCCGCUUCGAGGCCGGCGGCAACGAGACCUUCCCGCAGCGGUUCCUGCUGUCAGCAAAGUUCUGGAAGAAAGGAUUUGGACCAAUCUUCUUCUAUACUGGCAAUGAAGGUGACAUCUGGACUUUUGCUGAGAACUCAGACUUCAUAUUUGAAUUAGCAGAGCAGCAGCAAGCUCUUGUGAUUUUUGCUGAGCACAGGUACUAUGGGAAAUCUCUUCCAUUUGGACUUGAGUCAAUGCAGAUAAAGAAUACUCAUCUGCUCACUGUGGAACAAGCCCUCGCUGACUACGCAGUGCUAAUUACUGAGCUUAAGCAGCAGUAUGGAGCUGCAGGCUGCCCUGUCAUUGCUUUUGGAGGCAGCUAUGGAGGAAUGCUGAGUGCUUACAUGAGGAUGAAAUACCCAAAUGUUGUGGAUGGGGCAUUAGCUGCCAGUGCUCCUGUGCUGUCUGUGGCUGGGCUUGGAGAUCCCACUCAGUUCUUCAGAGAUGUAACAGCAGAUUUUCAGAAGUCCAUCCCAGGCUGUGUCACUGCUGUCCGCAGAGCCUUCCAGCAGAUCAGAGAUCUGUUCCUGAGGGGAGCUUAUGAUGAAAUCAGCAGCAAAAUGGCCACAUGCAACAAGAUUUUUAGCAAGGAGGAUGUUUACCAGCUUUUUGGGUUUGCUAGAAAUGCCUUCACCAUGACUGCCAUGAUGGACUACCCUUACAAGACUGAUUUUAUGGGGCACCUCCCUGCUAAUCCAGUGAAGGUUGGCUGUGAACAAAUCCUUGCCCACACAGAUCCAAUUCAAGGCCUGGCAGCUCUUGUUGGGGUGUUCUACAACUCCUCCGGCUCACUGCAGUGCUAUGAUGUGUACCAGCUGUACCGGCCCUGCGCUGACCCCACAGGCUGUGGCACUGGUGCGGAUGCUGAGGCCUGGGACUACCAGGUGUGUACCGAGAUCAACUUAACUUUCAACAGCAACAACGUGACAGACAUGUUCCCUGAGAUGCCCUUCACAGAGGCCAUGAGAGAACAGUACUGUUGGAGCCGAUGGCGAGUGAGGCCCCGAGCGCGGUGGCUGCAGAUCAACUUCUGGGGAGGAGACCUGAAAAGUGCAAGCAAUAUCAUCUUUUCAAAUGGAGACUUGGACCCGUGGGCUGGAGGUGGGAUAAACAGCAGCCUGAGUCCUUCACUGACUGCUGUGACCAUUCAGGGAGGUGCUCAUCACCUGGAUCUGCGGGGCCGCAACCCAGCUGACCCUCCAUCUGUCAUAGAGGCACGCAAGUUAGAAGCGAGCAUCAUCAGCAGCUGGGUGAAAUCUGCAAGGAUGGAAAGAGCAUGGGAGCAGCGCUCCCGAGCACCAGCUGGUAGCUGGCAGUGAGUGCAGCCAUGGGAGCCAUGCUCAGGUGCUGCUGGGCUGCCCGAGGCAGCAGAGUUCUGCUUCUGGAGAAGGUGUUGCCUCCUCUGGUAAUGGAAAUUCAAGCAGCAGCAGCAAAAAAUCAAAAAGCCAAGUUACUGACUGAAGUCAAAAUCAUGUUGCAUGGGUUUCAUGCUUACCUGCUCAUAAUGGGAAGAUAGUUGAAAUGGUGAAACAAUAAAAAUUUUCCUGAAGGCUCAGGAGUCAUUGCUGUCCUGAAGAAUGUGUUGGGUAGGAUGAAGGUAAAUUAUUAAUCAUCCCCUUUUUAUUUUCUCUGUCUAGAGGAAAAGUGGAGGUAUGGUCAUUAUAUACAUGGCUUCACAGGUGACCAACUGCACAAAUCACAGAAUUACAGAAUUGUAGGGGUUGGGAGGGACCACUGAUGAUCCCUGUUUGAUCCUACAGCAGGUUCCUUUGAAGCAGGCUGCACUGGAAAACAUCCAGGCAGGUUUGUCUGUGCCCAUCUCCCCUUGUUCUAUCACUGAGCAGAGCCUGGCCACAUCCACUUACUUGACUCCUGCCCGUUAGAUACUUAUAGUUAUUGAUCAGAUCCCCUCUCCCCUUCCCUCUUGCAGCUGAACAGCCCUGGGGUUCUCAACCUUUUCCCAUCAGGAGGUGCUCCAGGCCCCCACCAUCUCUGCACCCUGUGCUGGCUCUGUGCAGUAGUUUGGUCUGCCUGGAGCUGGGGAGCCCAGCACUGCACACACUGCUCCAGUCUCACAUGCUCAGCUCCAUUCAGUGCUAUGGGUUUUGAUGUUAUCUUUUUCUGUUGUUUCUUAAGAGACAUAAGAAAAUAAGAAGACACAAGAUCUGCUUGGUGAGCAAUUGAUUUGCAGAAAUCCUGUUUUGUCCCACCAUCCCUCAGAAGCCACAUACUAGUGAGUAUAAGCACAAUUAUACUUGAGACAGCUUCAUCUCUUUAAAAUAAAUAACAAGUUUAUUUAAGUGUGUGACAAUUUCAUGUCUUGGUAAGUAUAACCAAAGAUGACAAAAAAGGAUUGUUUUGAUUUUUUUAAAGUGGAGCAAACUAUCUGUGCACUUCAACGGGUAGAUUCUCACCUACUCAAUGUACUGUGUGCCAGUAAAUACCAGCAGAACUGUAAAAAUACAUGUUUUGGUCAUCAGUUGGAUGCCUCAUUUCAUCAGUGUUGCAGUGCUUUUAUGAGUUUUAUGAGUGGAGAAGCCUCACUGCUUACCACAGGCUUGCACUGCUUACACAGUCACAGCAUUGCUCCAACUUACAUCAUGUAGCUUAAACACAAGUAUUUGCACUGCCAGGUCCUCCCUGCUGUCACAGUACACUGGUUCCCAGAGUUAGACUAUUGGUCACUGUUAUUUCACAAUACUGAGGUACUGAUAAAAGGUCUAUGUUUUGUCUUCAUUGCUGUUGCGUUUUUGCAUACAACCAACUUACCUCUUCCCUGUUCUUAAGCUCAAAAGGACAAAGCUUCUCUUUGAUGGGUACAGAGAGGAAGAAUAGGAUCUAUGGCCUAUUCAUCAAAUUAUUCAGAUAUUUACAAAUGGAUAGGAACAUACGGAAGACCUGAUUAGGCAAACUCCAGCCCCAAACAGAGAGGCUUUAUGACUGUUAAUACAACUACAACCUCAGUAAGAAUUUUUUUUCCCCUUGUGCUGUAGGAAAGUCUGCUACCUCUGCUAGGAUCUGUCAGCAUGCCUUUGGCUUACACUGAAGUCAGGCUUCAGGUUGUCUUGCUGAAAUUAUGGCUCAAACAGCUCUGCCACCUCCAGCCACACUGAGCUGGAGUCUGGCAUUCUCCCUCCAUACACACAGACCCCAGCUUUUGCACUGAGAUUUGCUCUACCCUAGCAAUUGUUCAAGAUUAGCACCACAUAAGAAAGGCAUAUAGCAGCAGGUGUCUGUGCAGACAGAGGAUCACAUCUUGCCUGUACUGCCUUUGUCUCUGCCUUACCGCAGCUCCCAGCAAGCAGACACUCUAAACCAAGCCAGCAAUGCAUUACAGCAGCCAAGUUCAAUAUCAGUCUUUUGGGUCUGCAAUUUACCACCUUUGGACAGUUGCUUGCUUUGAGCCUUCCCAUUAACAGGUUCCCAAGGUGUCUUCUGACCUUCCAGAGGAAUACAAGUUCUUUAAGUCUUACAGUGGACUACGUGAAUCCCUCAGUUUCCUUCUGCAGACAGUACUUGCCCCAAAGGAAUCCAGUGUGAGGGAUAUACAUGAAGUGUUAUAUAAAUAAUUUUUAAAGUCUUCAAGAGCAGAACUGCCACAAACUGUUCAAACAUGGCAGUUGCAAGAAAUCCUUUAUGCAUCCCUUAUCUCUGCAACAUCACACUAUGGAAUAGGAAAGAAAGCUGAUGGCUUGUAUUUGGAGGUGCAAACACUGCAGCGUUUGAGCUUGGCAUGCAGUGCUGAGAACCUCACAAUCAGAAAGCGGUGUGAAACAUGAAAGCUCCCCAUAAGCCAAUGCCAUGGACUUUGCCAACCUGCCAGUUUCCAUGCCUGGUAUGGAAAGUUCCAUGCUCAAGAAGGUUGAACAGAUUAGAUGCUAAAUGUGCCUGCAUCCAGAUACUGAAUUUUCUUUGAGCAAACAGGUUAAAUUGCAAGCAGGAUGCUUCCAGCCCUACACCUGAGGGUCUUGCUGACUGUCUUACCCAUCCAUUUCUCAGUGAAUGGUACAGCUAGGAAGGGCUGGACUUUUUUGCUUUAUUUUUAUUAGAAAAGGCACUCAAGCUCUUGGAGAGAAACCAAGGCAGCUCUUUGUGCAAAAGGAGAAAAUCUUGGCUUGAAGUAAUAACUUUUCCCUGACGUUCAAUCUGAUCACCAGAAGCACACCACAGUGUCAAAACCCCAAAGUGGAUUACAGACCCCCAAAGUUAAGGCUUUGGUUCAAAGAAGCGCAAGAGUACAACCCCACACCAUGGGGGAAAAAUAAGAAUUUAAAGGUGUGCAAAGUUUCUGUUGGGCUUCAGCAAGGGUAGCAGAGAGACAUGAAUAGGAGAAGUAAGAAGGGCAACGUUCAUAGGCUGACAACACAUUAUGCUAAAGAAGCAAAAUAAAUAAGCAAUUUAAAGGACCUUUGCAAAAGAACAGGAAGAAGCAAAUGAGCUCUUAUCAGAUUAUUUAGGUUUGUGCUAUUUCAUACAUGAUAGAGAAGUCAAACAUUUGCUUUCUAAACUAAACAGAGCUGAGCAAUCUUCAUAUUUAAGGGAUGUGUUCAGUAGAGACACUUUGCAAAGAAGGAAUUUUCCCAGGAAGAAUUUGAUUGAGCGGAAAUGACCUGGACCAGCAAACUCAACUAUGAGAAGAAGUGUGUUUGGAAAAGUGCAUGUUUAUUCUUCCUUCCUCUCAUUCUGCAAUGGAUUAGCAUUACCCUCACACGAGACAAAAGAAAAUUAGUUGUAGAGUUAACUACACUAAGAUUCGUACAAGAUUCCACCAACUUACUUCUGGCAAGCUCUUCAAUGCAUUCCACAUCGUAAGAAUUAUCUUCAUUUCCUCUGUGGGGUUUGCCCCAUAGGUGAAACACCUCUUCUGGAAUUUGUAUCUUUCAUUGCAAAAAUCUGCAGUUCAGGGAUCACUAGGAGCUGCAGCAGGAGGCACAAGGCCAAGCAACACCUUCCAAAGUUACUGCUGUCCUUGGAGCAGGAGGAACAUGAACCUUCUGCACAGGUUUGUCCUGUCUAGGAAAUCUCAGGGUCCCUUUGCUGACAGAAAAAAAGGUGCAUUCAUGUAAUUUGCACCAUUUCCCCACCCCCAGAAGUCAUCAUUACUACCUGGAAUGAUAAAUGUUCUUUAAAGGACUUUGAGAGUGGUCCAAUGGGCAAGUUCUGAAUCCAGUAAACAGAACUGGUCAGCACAGAAUAAAGCACUAUUUUACUUACAAAUCAAAGGUUACAAAGACUAUAAAACACACAUACACCCAAACUGCUGGAAAUUAACCACUGGAGUCAGAUUAGAUUAGUUCUGUUUUGAAGCCCUCAGUUAUGAGGGGACUGUAUCUCACGCCCACCGCCACACACCUGCAUAAUACCCACUGCUCCCAUUAAUUCAUCAGAGAAGAAAAAGGGACAUUUUGGCAAGAAGGAUCUCUUUAAAAAAAAAACGCAAACGAGCACACUUCUGAGAUUGGUGAAUAUAAGAGUGUCCAUACAGUUACAAAAUCAAAAGAUAGAAAGCUACAGAAUGCUGAAUUUGGAAAUCAGUGUUUUUCUGUUUCAUGGUUUAAAACCUAUCUUGCACAUGUAAAAACAAAAGGUCCAAAGGCUCCCAUAGGAUUCUUUAAGAAGCAAGCCUAGCUCUGCUUUCUUUUCAAACUGAAUAGAAUUAAUUAAUUAAUUAAUGGGACCAGAAAUUGUCAGAACACAUGGAGACUGUCUGCUUGUAGCGCUCCUCAUGGAAAUACUUCUACCCAAAGUACUCCUAUCAAAAAAAAAAA